Molecule: messenger RNA, 684 nt
Organism: Arctia plantaginis
Lineage: Eukaryota; Metazoa; Arthropoda; Insecta; Lepidoptera; Erebidae
Source: the annotation of a GenBank genome assembly
AUGGCGGGUACAACAAUAACCCCAAUGUAUUACAAUUUCGAGCUGCUUUCAAAAAAACACAACCAUUUAGAACUUCGUUCAUCAUUCACGGAAAAGGCUUUAAGGAAAAAAUGGAAGAACAUUCGGGACCAAUUUAUGAAAGAAUUUAAAAAAAAUCCGGUUCCUCGUUCUGGCGAUGCUGGAACUGAUCAAAACACUUCAAUGUGGCCAUAUUUUCAAAUUAUGUUGUUCAUAAAAGACGACAUUACCCCAGAAUUAAAUGAAGGCAAUUUAGAUGAAACUACUGAUGGAAACUAUAUGAAUAAUAAUAAUGAUAAUGAGCGGUCCCCAACUCCCCAGUCAAUAGCUGGUUCAUCUGCAAGUACACAAUAUACGAGCACCAAACGUAAAUGUGCACAAGAUUUAAGACAGGAAUUUAUGGAAUUGGAGAAGAAAAAGUUGGACUUAUUACAAAUUAAACUGUCGCAAAGCAGCGAAAAACAAGAACACGAUUGCGAAGAUCUGUUAUUCUUUAAAAAUUUGUUGCCGUACAUGAAAGAAUUAUCUCCUAUGCAAAAAUUACGGACUAGAAACAAAAUUACACAAGUUAUUAUGGAAUCACUGAAAACUGUCUCAGAAACUGACGAAGAAGAAGACGACGAUAUCGAAUGGAGUAACAGUGACGAAGAAAAUGAUACUUUAUAA